Solanum lycopersicum (tomato) is the source of this 711-nucleotide messenger RNA. NCBI's taxonomy places the organism in Eukaryota, Viridiplantae, Streptophyta, Magnoliopsida, Solanales, Solanaceae. The record is from the annotation of a RefSeq genome assembly.
AUGACAAGAAGAUAUUGGAACAUAAAUUUGGAAGAGAUGAUGGAGGCAGGAGUUCAUUUUGGUCAUGGUACUAGGAAAUGGAAUCCUAAAAUGGCGCCUUAUAUCUCUGCAAAGCGUAAGGGUAUUCAUAUUACAAAUCUUACUAGAACUGCUCGUUUUUUAUCAGAAGCUUGUGAUUUAGUUUUUGACGCAGCAAGUAGGGGAAAACAAUUCUUAAUUGUUGGUACCAAAAAUAAAGCAGCUGAUUCAGUAGAGUGGGCUGCAAUAAGGGCCCGGUGUCAUUAUGUUAAUAAAAAAUGGCUUGGCGGUAUGUUAACGAAUUGGUCCACUACAGAAACAAGACUUCAUAAGUUCAGGGACUUGAGAAUGGAACAAAAAACAGGGAGACUCAACCGUCUCCCGAAAAGAGAUGCAGCUAUGUUGAAAAGACAAUUAUCUCGCUUGCAAACAUAUCUGGGCGGGAUUAAAUAUAUGACAGGGGUACCCGAUAUUGUAAUCAUCGUGGAUCAGCACGAAGAAUAUACGGCCCUGCGAGAGUGUAUUACUUUAGGAAUUCCAACAAUUUGUUUAACCGAUACAAAUUGUGACCCCGAUCUCGCAGAUAUUUCAAUUCCAGCGAAUGAUGACGCCAUAUCCUCAAUCCGAUUAAUUCUUAACAAAUUAGUAUUCGCAAUUUGUGAGGGUCGUUCUAGCUAUAUAAGAAAUCCUUGA